AAAACAGGAGCACAAAAAAAAAAAAAAAACGCUUCUCCCUUGUUCUUCCAAUUUUACUGCCCUGUAACUAUAUUGAUGGGUUCUUCUGAUCGUCAAGAUUGAGAAUUCCUUGUUUGGAUGUUGCAGCAGCAAUCUGAGAAGACGAACCCAUGCUAUCUUUGUCCCUUUGCAUUGCUUUUACAGCCGCCUGUCAUGAAUCUGCUUGGAUCUGAUUGAAAGCAUAGCAUUUGCCAGUAUUGUGGUGAAGAAAAUCUGAAGUUUGAAGGCGGAGAAAGGGAAUUAGAGAAAGGAAGUUGUCUUGGUGUAAAUGUUCUGGAGCCAAGAUGGUCUUGUAGACUUUGCCAGGGAACCAGGAUAGUUUGUACUGAGUAAUGACAAUGAUGAGUUCAACAUCCUCAUUGUCUUUCAAGGAUCGAUCAUUGUCUACCAGCAGUGAUGUUUCUGUUGAUAUGAAUUCACUUGAUCGGGGAAAUCAGGAGGAGGGCAAUUUAGACUGCUCUAAGGACUGUGUUGGUUAUGGGCUGAAUAUGCAACUUUCUAAGAAAAACAUGCAAGCCCCUAUAUCCGACCUGUUGCAUAGAAUGAGAAGCAGCAUCAAUGGAGACAUAGUGAGAGAUGUUGAAAUUAUGGAAAGGAAUAAUUCUCAUGAAAUUGGAGACGAUCUCACUGAAAAUAAUUCCAAAUCCUGCAAUGGGAAAAAUGAGAUUAUUCGGUCUUUGGUUGAUGAACUUGAUCUGCAAGAGUGGGAGGCUCCCGAACCUAACGACUCUUUGGAUGACGUGGAAGCUAGUUUUCCCCUUAAUGAUGAUGACGAUGAAGAUGAAUGUGACGAUGGCAUGAAAUGGGGUCAGCCUGGAUCGUUAACUUCAGAGGCCAGCAUAGGGAGCUACAGGUUGAAAGAAGAGAAGCAAAAAGCGAUGGAAGAAGUGAUAAAUGGAAAGUUUAAGGCUCUAGUUAAGCAGCUCCUAAAGACAGCAGGUGUUGACCCUAUGGGCAAUGAGAUUGAUAAUUGGGUAGAAAUAGUGACUUCCUUAUCAUGGGAAGCUGCCUCAGCUUUAAAGCCUGAUGCCAUCGAAGGGAAUGCUAUAGAUCCAGAUGGCUAUGUGAAAGUAAAGUGCAUUGCCACUGGUUAUCCUAAUGAAAGUCAAGUUUUCAAUGGAUUGGUCUUUAAGAAGCAUGCUGCGCACAAGCACAUGCCUACUGAGUACAAGAAACCAAGUUUGCUGCUGAUCAGGGGUGUGCUUGGGGAAUCUGAAAGUGGGCUGUCAUCAUUUAAAACAAUGGAUCAGGAUAAGGACCAUCUGAAAUCACUUAUAGAGUCAAUUGAAAUGUGUGAACCAAAUGUGGUUCUGGUAGAGAAAUCUGUUUCUCGUGAUAUCCAAGAGUCUAUCCUUGCAAAAGGAAUCACAUUAGUUUAUGACAUGAAGCUUCACCGCCUCGAAAGAAUUGCCCGCUGUACUGGUUCACCAAUCAUGUCAUCAGAUGCUUUGAUAGUAACUCAAAAGCUAAAGCAUUGCAAAUCCUUUCAUAUUGAAAAGUUUGUGGAGGAAUAUGCUGCUGUUGGUGAAGGUGAAAAGAAACCGAAGAAGACUCUGAUGUUCAUCGAGGAUUGUCCUACGCGUCUGGGCUGCACAAUUUUGUUGAAAGGGAGUCAUAGUGAUGAAUUGAAGAGGAUCAAGCAUGUGGUGCAGAUAGCCGUUAUCUGGGCAUAUCACAUGAUUCUCGAGACUUCAUUCCUUGUUGACCGGAAGGGAAUGUUCUCCACUUUCAUACCAUUUCCUGGAGCAGCAGCUGAGACUUCAAAUAUAAAUCAGCAGACUUCUCUGUUGGGGAUUGAGGUGGCCUCUGGUGAUUCUGUACCUCCUAGCAUUGAUAUUCCCAUUGCUAAUGGAGAUAAUGUAGUGGAAGGUUUUCGUGAUUCAAAUGUGGGAUCAGAACCAACUCCCAGAUUUCCUUACGUUCGCUACAACUCCCCUGCAAUAUUUACUGGGUUUUCCUCUCUUUCUGCCUCACUAAAGAGGGUAAUAGGUUCUGUUCCACCUUCAGACCCAUAUCAGUCACUUUUUAGUUAUCUUGGGUUCCAAAGAAAGGAAGAUGCUGGUCAGGUUACAGACGACGUUCCAGUGGAUGCUACUGAUCAAUGUGAUGGGGAACCCAAGGUUGGUUUUGACAAAGAGCAAUCAGCUGAUAGUCUAGAUGAUGUAAAGAAUGCCGAGAAUAAUGUGAAUCCAGUAUUGGAUUCUCAAAGUAUAUUGGUACUGAUGUCUCGCCGAAAUGCAUCAAGAGGCUCAAUGUGUGAACAUAGUCACUUCUCUCACAUCUUGUUCUACAAGAAUUUCGAUAUUCCCCUGGGGAAGUUUCUUCGUGAUAAUUUGCUCAAUCAGAGAAGCCAGUGUAGCACCUGCGGGGAACUGCCAGAAGUGCACUUUUACUACUAUGUUCAUCAUGAUAAGCAGCUUACUAUAAGAGUUAAGCGGCUUCUGAAAGCUUUGCCUGGGGAGGCAGAAGGAAAGCUUUGGAUGUGGAGUCGGUGUGCUAAAUGUAAAGGGGAUUCGAAAUCUACAAAAAGGGUCUUGGUUUCUGGAGCUGCACUAAGUCUGUCUUUUGGGAAAUUCUUGGAGCUGAGCUUUUCUGACCAAUCUUCGUUUGGUAAAAGCUCAUCCAGCUGUGGCCAUUCUCUGGAAAGAGAUUUCCUCUACUUCUUUGGAUUAGGUCCAUUUGCAGCAUUAUUCAAAUAUUCUCAAGUGACAACCCAUACCAUCUCUCUGCCACCUCGUAAACUGAACUUCAGCAAUUCAGUUAGACAUGAAGGUCUGAGACGCGAAUUUGAGGAAGUAUACUCGAAAGGGAUAUUACUAUUUUCUGGGUUAGCAGAGGCUUUGAAAAAAUUGAAGUCUCAAUUUGGAAGUACUGUUCUGAAGCUCCACGGAUCAUUGAUAGGAUUCUCUGAUAUUGAAGAGAUGCUAAAGCAGGAAAUGUCCGAGUUUGAGGUGAAUAUUUACAAUGCCGCUGCUAACCAUGGGAAAUCAACCGAGACUGGAAACAAGCUUCUUUCAUUGAAUCGCUGCUUGUGGGAGCUUCUCCUUGAGUCAUGCAUCUGGGAAAGACGUUUGCAUUCUCUUCUCUUACCCGACCCUUCGUUACAUAGCACUGAAGAAAACACGGCCAUUUCAGAUGGCAACAAUAAAGCUGACAGAAAUGGAGAGAAUUCAAAAGGCACCAGUGGUGCAUAUUCGGAAGGAAACGAUGAGUCACCAAUCAAAGAAAUCCCAGUCGAAGGUCCAGUUGAUGGAUUUCCUGACAAUAACCACAAUGCCAUGAGCUCAUCUCCCGUUGAUCAGGAUCCUGAUCGAGUGAAAUUGACUCUAACUCAUAGUCAAGCUAAUGACUUGACUUUGACUGGUGUUAUACAAGUCAAUAGAGAUGUACCAAUUGCAUCAGGAGAUGGAAAUGCAUUGAAGCGGGUGAUGUCUAUGCAGUCUUUGGUAUCAAACUUGGAAAACUCGAAUGGAUGGUUCUGGAAGCCAUUUCCAGAUAUCCGGGAGAUUUACAUGGAGGAUCUUCAGAGAGGGUUCAUACCAAAAUUCAAGCCUAUUAAUAACGGCUACACUUUGGAAAACGUGCCUUCUGCCUAUCAACUGAUCACCGAAGAAGGGUCGAGGCUUCACAUACCUCUUGGAAAUGGUAAUGACAUUGUGAGAGACUAUGAUGGCGAGCUCUCCAGCAUCAUUGCUUGUGCACUUGCAUGUUUGAAAGACGUUCCCGUCACAUCAGAGUUUCUCAAUGAUGAAGGAAAAACUAAUGAUAGUUUAUCACAUUGGUCAUCCGGUGGUUCUGAUUCUGAAAUAAUCCAGUCGGUGGUCAGCAUUUCUUCCGAAGAGUCUGUCUUCUCCAGCUUUAACGGGCUGAAUUUGUUGGAUACUACAGACCCUUCCGAGAAUCUUAGUCCUGAAGUGUCUUUAGGGGUGGCUAAAACCCUUGGAAAGGGUAGAUACUCAGUGGUUUGUGUAUAUGAUAAGGAGUUUCGUGAGCUUAGGAACCACUGCUGCCCUUCGGAACUUGAUUUCAUUGCUUCUCUUAGUCGCUGCAAGAACUGGGAAGCUAAAGGUGGCAAGAGCAAAUGCUUUUUCGCCAAAACACUAGAUGACAGGUUCAUUAUCAAGGAAAUUAAGAAGACAGAGUUUGACUCUUUUGUGAAGUUUGGUCCAGAGUAUUUCAAGUACAUGAAUGAGUCGUUUGAGCUGGGGAACCAGACAUGUCUGGCAAAAGUUCUUGGCAUUUAUCAGGUGAUUGUUCGGCCUCCAAAAGGUGGAAAAGAGAUGAGGAACGAUCUAAUGGUGAUGGAGAACCUAACUUUCGGUCGAGACAUUACUCGUCGAUAUGAUCUAAAAGGCGCCCUGCACGCAAGGUACACGACAGUCAUCAAUGGCCCCGGCGAAGUUCUGUUGGAUCAAAACUUCGUCGACGACAUGAACUCCUCUCCUCUCUAUGUCAGCAACACGACGAAACGUUACCUGGAACGCGCGGUUUGGAACGACACCAUAUUCCUCAACUCAAUCAAUGUAAUGGACUACUCAUUAUUCGUCGGGGUAGAUGUGCAACGCCAAGAACUCGUGUGUGGGAUCAUCGACUACCUCCGACAGUACACAUUAGACAAGCAACUGGAGACGUGGGUCAAGUCCUCCCUUGUGGUCCCCAAGAACGUGCAGCCGACGGUGAUCUCCCCCAGGGAGUACAAGAAGAGGUUUCGGAAGUUCAUAUCGAGCCACUUCCCGAGUGUCCCCGAUGACUGGUGCAGCCAGAAGAAGCCUUGUGAUCCCUGCGAGCUCUGUGGGUUCGGUGAGAAUGCACCAGAAUCAAGGAAGGACUGCAACAACGAAUCUUCCUGUUAAUAGCUCCUGUUUUUUAUAGGAAUUGUGUUCAUCUGGUUAGUCAUCAUUCUUAGCCAUUUUUUCUUUUGUUCACUGAAAGCUGGUGUAAAAUGCAUAGUAUAGAUGAUAGAUUGUGUUUGUGAAGCUGAUGUAAGUGAGCCAGCCAGCCCCAUUUUUUUAAGCAAAAUUCAUGGGAGUUGAGGAGAAAUUUCUAUACUGUUUGUUCUUUUUACUAAAAGGAGGGCUUAAAACCAUGAAAUGUACUCUUACUAUUUUUUUCUUUUUUUUUCUUGUAAAAGCCUUUCAAGACUGACUUGUAAUGUUACUAUGUUAGUAAAAGACUCUUAGAAAGCCUCCGAAGAAACUGGGGCGGAUUUUAUUGAAGCAAUGUACUCUGAAUGAUUAUCUCAAAUCAGUAUGAU
Molecule: messenger RNA, 5293 nt
Organism: Linum tenue
Lineage: Eukaryota; Viridiplantae; Streptophyta; Magnoliopsida; Malpighiales; Linaceae
Source: the annotation of a GenBank genome assembly